AUGGCGUCAGAAGUUCUUAAAAUUGAAGCUUUCUACUACAAGCUUGACUCCGUUACCGACGAGGCGUUCGAAAAAUAUGUCCGCGAAGUUUUAACCCCUAAAUGGGUCGGCAUUAUGAAGAGGCACAACGUGGUUCGCUACACAUCCACUAUCACACCCUCAUCCUAUGCCCGACAAUUUGGCCCAACGCUUACUAAAAUUCGUCCGGACUGGUCAAUGCUAGAGGCUAAUUUCACUCGUACAUAUUAUGUCCGCAACUUCGACGAAAUGAAAGCAAUCAUAGGCGAUCCUGACUACAAGGGGAAGGGAGACGACAUAGAGGUUGGAUGGAUUGACCCUUCCAGAGGAUAUGUUAAAGUCGGUUGGGAGACCGUAUACAUAGAGAACAGCAAGGUUGUGAAUACAGUUCCAAAGGAAUGA
Messenger RNA from Daldinia vernicosa, 420 nucleotides. RefSeq lists its product as uncharacterized. Bases 1 to 420 code for a protein of 139 amino acids. The record is from RefSeq and is a predicted model, not a curated record. Lineage: Eukaryota; Fungi; Ascomycota; Sordariomycetes; Xylariales; Hypoxylaceae. Gene Ontology annotation, molecular function: oxidoreductase activity. The transcript has 2 exons.